AUGCUGCUCUCCCAUAAUCCUCUCUGCCCGAGGCGUCCCUCCGCCCAGGCCCCCAGCGGGGCCGACCCGGUACCUGCUGCAGGCGGAGGUGAGAGGCCAGCACGGGAGGUUUAUACUAUCAACUUGGAGUCUCGUUAUUUACUAAUACAAGGAGUUCCUGCAUUAGGUGUUAUGAAGGAAUUAGUUGAACAAUUUGCAUUAUACGGUGCCAUUGAAGAGUAUCAUGCUUUAGAUGAAUAUCCAGCAGAGCAAUUUACUGAAGUUUAUCUUAUAAAAUUCCAAAAACUGCAAUGUGCCAGGGUGGCCAAGAAAAAAAUGGACGAACGAAGUUUCUUUGGUAGUUUGCUGCAUGUGUGCUAUGCUCCAGAAUUUGAAACAGUCCAGGAAACGAGGGAGAAGUUGCAAGACAGAAGAAAGUAUAUAGCAAAAGCAACAAAUCAAAGAGAUUGCUUCAUGUUAAAGAAAGUAGAGGGCCCUAAGAAGACCAUCAACUCCAAGCAUGACUGUCCAUGGAAUACGUCAGGAUCACCUGCAGCCAGUAACUGGGAUCCAUCCUGCUUUGCAAGUUCUUACGGGGUAUCCCACAACAUAGGGCAUCCACCUGCGAAUCAUAAUCAGAGCCUGUUGACAUUUCCCCAUAAUAACAACUGUGCUGAAACUUCUGGUUACUUUGGUCAAAGCACGUCCCUAACUCUAAGCAUACAGCCGGGAAGAUGUAUUCCUCCAGCUCCUUUAACGCAGCAAAGAACAGUUCCGAUUGAUAAUGGAGUUGAUAGGUUUCUGCCUCGUACAACUCACCUGCAAGAACGUAAGAGGAAGAGAGAAGAAGGUAACAAGUUUUCCCUCACUGGAACAACUGCGGACAAUACUGAAGUCAUUAUUGGUCCGCAGCUACCAGAAAUGCCUAAAGUGGAUAUGGAUGAUGAUUCUUUGAAUACUUCAGCUACAUUAAUUCGAAAUAAACUGAAAGAGGUAGCAGAUUCUGUUUCAAGAACAUCUGUGGAAAAGCCAGAGAGUAGCGCAGCCAAACCACUUGUAAAGCAGAGAAGAAGAAUAUAG
Charadrius vociferus (killdeer) is the source of this 1059-nucleotide messenger RNA. It is a transcript of the gene RBM48, whose product is annotated as RNA binding motif protein 48. Gene Ontology annotation, molecular function: nucleic acid binding. Bases 1 to 1059 code for a protein of 352 amino acids. Gene Ontology annotation, cellular component: nucleoplasm. The record is from RefSeq and is a predicted model, not a curated record. Lineage: Eukaryota; Metazoa; Chordata; Aves; Charadriiformes; Charadriidae. The transcript has 5 exons.